UUUAAACUGGCGAAGGGGAGGAGGCGGAGCUGCUGAUUGUGACAUCUGACACAUAACUGAAAUAAACAGCGACACUGAACAAUGUAGCUGUAAUAAACCACUAAAUACGAGUUUGUCUUAAGAGUUUUGGAUACUGACUUGAAAACACUAAGUUUAAUUUAGUCGUUUUAUUGUUUUAGAUACACUUUAAACUGGUUUAAACAUGUCUCUUCCACCGGAGAAAGCGUCAGAACUGAAGCAGAUCAUCCAGGAUCAUUUAAUGAAGAUGGAUAUCCAUGGGAAAAUUCGAGGUGUCCUUGCGGAGACGCUGCAAGCUGAAGGGGACCGUGGAGAACGACCACUCUCUGAGGAAGACUUUCUCACUGCUCUCCAGCGCAGAGGCAUUGUAGAGGAGGCCAUGAAGGAGCUGAGUUUUGUUAAUGUGACAGAAUCACAAAUAGAAGCAGAUGCUCUCAACACAUCUCAACCUCGCCUCUCUGAGAAGAACAUAACACAACCUAAAACAAUGAAUAUCAGUCCAUUGAGAAGAUACCUGUACCUGCAGGUCCUGGGGGGCAAAGCCUUUCUUGAGCAUCUACAGGAGCCAGAGCCUCUACCUGGUCAGGUGUGCUCUACCUUAACGCUCCACCUACACUUCCGCAAUCAGCGCUUUCGCUCCAAGCCAGUGCCGUGUGCCUGUGAGCCAGACUUGCAGGAGGGCUUCCUUCUUGAAGUGCACAGAGAUAGCCCAGGGGAUGCCGGUAAAAUGGCUGAUGCCACCACCAUGUUGUCCAUCUGUGACCCAGUGCACAUGGUGAUGAUCAAAACGGACACUUCUGGAGAUACAACACUUGUCUCUUCCUAUUUCCUGGACUGGCGGUCUGUCCUCAGUGCACCCAGUGGAAAGACAACAGUGUCUGUGGAGCUGCUUGGUGUAGGUAGUGAGUGUAAGGUUCCAGCUGGGGUUCUUAACAUCAAAUUGGAGAUGUAUCCUCCCCUUAGUGAGACUCUGAGCCCUGAAGUAAUCAGCACACAGCAAUCACUGGAGCGUCAGAAAACUGCAGAGAAGGAGCGUUUAUUUCUGGUCUAUGCCAAGCAGUGGUGGAGAGAGUUCUUAGAGAUAAGACCCUCCCAUCAGUCCAAACUAGUCAAGAUCUUUGCCCAGGAUGAAAAUGGUGUAAACCGGCCGGUGUGUUCAUACGUGCGUGUGUUGCGUGCUGGUCGGUUGUUGGAAAGCCCGCGCCAGGCUGCUCGCUUUGUCAGUCUUCUGGUCCAGGAAAGAGCGCCUGUGGUGGGAGGAGGAGCACGGCAGGAGCAGUGGUGUACCAUGAUGGCCUUCCUCUGUCGAAACAAGGGUGAUUGUGAAGACCAUGCCACACUGCUGUGUAGUCUGCUACUAGGCUUUGGUCUGGAUGCUUAUGUUUGUGUAGGCACCAAAUCCAAAAACACCCCUCACACAUGGGUGAUGACCUGUGGGACAGAUGGAACCGUCACCUUCUGGGAGAGCCUGACUGCACACAGGUACCUACAUCAGCCGAUAGACCCUGAAGCCCCUCCAAUGGUUCCUCAGCCCAAACCCACAUACCCUUACCGCACCAUCGGCUGUGUUUUUAACCACAAGACGUUUCUGGCGAACUGCCAGCCGUCAGACUCUGUGGAGCUGUGUGUGUUUGAAUUUACGGAUGGUUCACGCUGGAAGGCUAUGAGUGAGGACGCAGUACGAUCAGUUUGUGCUCCUGGAUCCACCUCCUCCCUCCCCCCACUGCCCCCUCUCUGCUCCUCCUCUGUUCAGACCAGUGAGGCCAGUAAUCAGCUGGAGCUGGAGAUGCGCUUCUUACUGGCUGAGCACAGAAAGGAUCUUGGUCUGGCUACAGUGUGGGAUGAUCACCUGUCUUACCUGCUGUCCUCUGCUCUGGCUGCGUAUGAGCUGGAGCGCUGUACGGGGGUGUCGUGUGGAAACGAGGAGUUUCAGGAUGCUGUGAGGAGAGCCGUACCCGACGGGCACACCUUUAAAGGCUUUCCUAUUCACUUCCUACACCGCAAUGCACGCAGAGCCUUCGCCACCUGUCUCAGGUCACCUUUCUGUGAGGAGAUUGUGUGCUGUCGAGGAGACCACGUCCGGCUGGCAGUGAGGGUCCGCGUGUUUGCGUAUCCUGAGUCGGCUUGUGCUGUCUGGAUCAUGUUCGCCUGCAAGUACAGAUCAGUACUGUGAGCUUUCACGCUUUCACACGAACUCCAGGAUGUCUUCAGGGUUAAUGCACUGUCAGCAGCGUCAGCAUUAUUUAUUUCCACUUAGUUUUUAAAGGUGAGCUGUGCAAAUGUCUGUAUGCAGAUUUUAUUACAGUAUAGGACUGCUUUCCUCCAGAGGGUCCCUGACCUUGUCUUUUUUUUUUUUUUUUUUUUACAAAAGUGCACUAUAUGUAUAUAUUUUGUAAAUAAAUAAAUAAAAAAAUACCUAAACAUG
Messenger RNA from Astyanax mexicanus (Mexican tetra), 2443 nucleotides. RefSeq names its product centrosomal protein 76 (gene cep76). NCBI's taxonomy places the organism in Eukaryota, Metazoa, Chordata, Actinopteri, Characiformes, Acestrorhamphidae. The coding region runs from base 203 to 2191 and encodes 662 amino acids. The record is from RefSeq and is a predicted model, not a curated record. The transcript is spliced from 12 exons.